This is a messenger RNA of Aethina tumida (small hive beetle), 2673 nucleotides long. RefSeq names its product carboxypeptidase N subunit 2-like. Gene Ontology annotation, cellular component: extracellular matrix. Gene Ontology annotation, molecular function: protein binding. The transcript is spliced from 3 exons. The coding region runs from base 197 to 2443 and encodes 748 amino acids. Lineage: Eukaryota; Metazoa; Arthropoda; Insecta; Coleoptera; Nitidulidae. The record is from RefSeq and is a predicted model, not a curated record.
UCGCGAUCGUCCUAAUUAAAAACAUCAAACGUCGUCCGUUCGCGAUCGAGUUUAAGAAGUAGGCGUGAUGAAGUAAUUGGAGGAGAUGUGGCAACCGGGCGGCGAACUAGCAUGCGGUGGAUCCAUUAUAUGUUCUGUUUAUUGUGUAUGAUGUAGAGACAGUGUUCUGCUGUGUGUGUAAAUUUGCGGAGGAGCAAUGAGGUUCACGUGGAGUUUAUUAUUGUAUCUGAGCUCAGCUUGGGCCUUUAACGGCGAACUUGCCGAAUUGGAAUGUCCCGAUGAUUGUGAUUGUCAUUACUUCAGAGUGAAUUGGGUGACUGAUUGUUCCGAUAGCAACAUCACCCAAAUACCUUACGACGAACUUAGUUUGAACGUUUACAUACUCGAUUUGAAUGACAACCUUAUUACCGAUGUCCAACCGUUUCCGGCUGACAUAAAAAUGAGACGGCUCCAACUGGCUCACAAUUUAUUGACGGAAGUCAAAAAGGAGAGCUUCGCCGGACUGAAUUAUUUAAUUGACGCCGAUUUCUCCGGUAAUAGGAUUACCAGGAUUGAUCCGGAUGCUUUCGAUGAUUCCCCCGGUUUCAUUACGUUGGAGUUGCAGCACAACCCUUUGAGCGAAGUUGAAGGACCCUUCCUGUCAAUCAGGUCCCUGUUAUACUUGGAUUUAAGCAACUGUACGUUGAAAACGUUGAAUGCCAAUUUCUUUUCCAACGUAACCGCAUUGAGUACGCUAGACCUAUCUGAUAAUCCGCUGGGCGUGAUAGAUAACAAAGUUUUUGAGCCGCUAGUGAGUUUGGAGACUUUGAAAUUGAGUAACUGUAAUUUGACUUACAUAGCGAACAACGUGUUCGAUAAUCAGACCAAUUUGAAAAAUUUGGAAUUGAACGGGAAUAAUUUAUUCAAAACCGACUGGGCGAACGUUCUAAGCAAUUUGAUACGUUUGGAAAGUUUGGAUUUGCGUAAGGCGGGGCUGGUGCAUUUGCCGGAAACAAUGUUUGAUAAUAACAAUUAUUUAACAUCCGUAAUCCUCGCUGAAAACCAUCUGAUAAAUUUAGAUGUAGCAUCCACUUUGGGAAAACUUCAACAACUUGAUGUCCUAGAUUUAUCGUAUUGUAAUUUAACUUUGCCGUUAUCAGAGGACGCGUUUUCUAACGCCACCAAAAUAAGAACGUUGUAUUUAUCAGGCAAUUCGUUAUUUGCAUCGGACUUGCUGGUCGCCCUAGCGCCGCUGACGAAUUUAAAUAAGCUAUCCCUCAGCAACUGCGGAUUGAGCCGUUUGCCCGAUACUUUUCACAAGUUUAAAAGUCUGCAACAGUUGGACAUAUCGCACAAUCCACUAAACGACGCUUUCGUUAAAUUAUUGGCCCCAUUAGAAACUUUAGAGUAUUUGAACAUGGGAUACAGUAACUUGUCGUACAUCGCUCCCAGUUCGUUUUCGAAGAUGACUUCGAUGCGAAGACUAAUAUUGUCCGGAAAUGAUCUAAAUAACUUGGAAGCGGGAUUGUUUGGAAACCUGACCCGAUUGGAAAGUUUAGAACUGAACUUUUGCGGUCUACGACGUCCGCUCAAUGCCACUUUGUUCUUUAACAAUUUUACCUACACGGACUUGACGGAACUUCAGCUAGCUGGCAACCCGCUUACGGUGUCAAGAACAGGGCCUUUACUUCCCAAACAACUUUCCCGACUGCAAACUUUGGAUCUCAGCAACUGCAAUUUGACAUUCUUGCCGCCAGAAGCGUUUUACUGGACCCGGAACAUAACAAACCUCGCACUAAUGGGCAAUCACUUAAGUUCACCCAAUGAUUUUAGAUUUUUAGAAUUGCUACCCAAAUUGGAGGUUCUAGACUUGCGCUACAACAAUUUAACAACGUUCUCCCCUAAGGACAUUUCGAUGAACCCCAACGUCGACAAACUGAAACUAAUUGGAAACCCCUGGAGAUGUGAUUGCAGCAUUGCCGAACUUUGGGACUGGGCCAACUUGGAGAAAGGUAGUCUUGCCAUUCUCGAAGGCUCGACAUUAGGUUCGGAGCACGUAACGGUAGGUAAAACAAAACGUAAGAAGCUUCUGAUAUGCCACUACGACACGGCUAAACAACCCCUACCGAUCGUUAUCAACAAACAAGUCCCUGGCAGGAAGCCCUUCAUCAAGCCGCAAAGAACUUUGACAACCAGCAAUAGGACCUGGGCCAAGUACGUCAGAGAAUCAGGUUGCGAACAAGCUCCCUCCCUACAAAGGAACACGAGGGCAGCCACCGGUUAUGUCAGUGACGAAGGUAUCACCAUGAAACUGGCCCAUCAUGAACACAACACCUGGGUGGCCGCUGCUUUUAACUCCAUUAUGGUGUAUGCUGCUCUUAUGUCUGUUCUAGGUGUAACAUUUCUCUUGACGCAGAAGCGUAGGCACGUACCAACUCAAGAUGUGGCAAAUAAAAAGAACUAAACAUAAGUAUUUUUUCAUUGUCUCUACACUCAUAGUAUUUUUAAUAUAUAGAGUCACUAAAGUGAUAAUUAAUAUAGUUGACUGAUUAAUGUUACACCUUUAGCCAGCACCAAAAAUUUGGCUGUUGCCAAGUAGUGAGUGUUUAGAUUCAUUUUUAGGUUUGUUUAAGACUGUUGGAUAUUUUUUAUGUUAUAUUUAAAAUAAAUAAAUUACAUAUAUUUACACUUGAA